CAAAUUGCAGCCACAGCUGGCCACACCUCCCCUUUGUGCAGUCAGGUAGCGAACACUGCCCGGGCUGGGGCGGGGCUCUUCCACUGCUCCCACUCACAGAGUGACAAGCAAACGAACAAGAGUGAUCCUAGACGCGGAUUAACGAGGCUAGCACUAUGACUGAAGGGGACUAUGAUUAUCUGAUCAAGCUUCUAGCUCUCGGAGAUACAGGGGUUGGCAAGACCACAUUUCUCUAUAGGUACACAGAGAAUAAAUUCAACCCCAAGUUUGUCACCACAGUCGGGAUUGACUUCCGGGAAAAGAGACUGGUACACCACGUGGGAGGCUCAAAUGGUAAAACAGGAAACCCGUUUAGAAUCCAUCUCCAGCUGUGGGAUACAGCUGGGCAGGAAAGGUUUCGAAGUCUUACCACAGCCUUCUUCAGAGAUGCAAUGGGAUUUUUACUGGUCUUUGACCUGACAAGUCAGCAGAGUUUCCUGAAUGUGAGGAACUGGAUAAGUCAGCUCCAAGCAAAUGCAUACUGUGAGAAUCCUGAUGUGGUGCUAAUCGGGAACAAAGCAGAUUUAUCCGAUCAGAGGGAGGUAGAGGAGAAACAAGCGAAAGAGCUAGCGGAAAAAUACGGGAUUCCAUACUAUGAAACGAGUGCUGCUACUGGGACCGGCAUUGAUGACUCUGUAAUUGCCUUGCUGGACUUAAUAAUGAAACGCAUGGAGGAGUGUGUUGACAAGAGCCAAAUACCUGAAUCAGUUACUGGAAGCUCAGGCCAGAAACUUGAAGAUACCAAUCCAAACGACAAAAAGUGUGCCUGCUAGAAGCACGGGUCAUCCCAGCUAAAGAAGUUUUGCAUGUAAAUGGUUCUCCAGAAAGUUUAUUUUCCUAUCUCAUUGUUUUUUUUUUAAACACUUGUGCUGGUCAUCUUCACUGUAGCUAGGGGAUAUUGAUGUAGAUAAGACUAUUUAGGUAUUGCAGAAAAUGACAAUUGAGUAUUUUAAAUGGAAGAGUUUAUCUAUAAAUGUAUACCUCACUACACAAGAUUAUCCACCCCAGCCAUAAUAAUACCACAGAAAUGCUUCCUGCCAAAUACUGAUAUUGCCAAAUAAUUACAAGAAACUUGAAUUUCCUUAUGGCUCAAGAGUGAAAAGGAAGGCCAGCAAGUUACAAAGGCCAAUUCUCUUGCAAAAUCCACACAGUGGCCACUUUAAUAGGUACAGGAGUGUAUCUCAUUGGGCACCUCGGAGGUGUAGCGGUUAGUGCAAAGCUUAUGCAGCCCAGGGCGUUUUCGAAUUCAGAUUUCAAUUCAUCUGUAAAGAGAUCUUACAUUCUUACAUUCCUCCAGGUGAUCUGGUUUCCCCCGACAACCCAAAAAUGUACCUUUUAGUAGGUUAUUUGGUCAUUAUAAAUUGUCCUGUGAUUGGGCUAGUGUUAAGAAGGGGGUGGGGGGUUACUGGGUGGUGGGGUCAUUAGCUAGGAAGGGCCUAUUCCAUGCUGCAUCUCUAAAUAAAUAAAUACCUAAUAAACUGGCCACAGGAGUAGAACCAGUGUGCUCUUCUGCUGCUGUAGCCCAUCCACCUCAAGGUAUGAUGAGCUGUACAUUCAGAGAAGCUCUUCUGCAAACCACGGUUGUAACGUGUGGUUAUUUGAGUUACUGUUGCCUUCCUGUCAGCUUGAACCACUUCACCUGGGCAUUCUUCUCUGAUCUCUCUCAUUAACAAGGCUUUUUCACAUUCUCUGUAAACUCUGGAGACUGUUGUGUGUGAAAAUCCCAGAAGAUCAGCAGCUUCUAAGAUACUCAAACCACCCCAUCUGGCACCAAAAAUUAUUCCACAGUCAAAGUCACUUAGAUCACGUUUCUUCCCCAUUCUGAUGUUUGGUCUGAACAACAACUGAACCUCUUGACCAUGUCUGCAUGCUUUUAUGCACUGAGUUGCUGCCACGUGAUUGACUGAUUAGUUACUUGCAUUAUCAAGCAAGUGUACUGGUGUACCUAAUAAAGUGGCCACUGAGGGUAAAUUACAAUUCAAUCAAAUGACUGAGGAAAUAUCCAUGAUCACAUGGAUAUUCUGAGUUUUCCUGUUCUUUCUAGGUGUAGUGCUUUCUUCGGAAGUGUAAUCAAUAUUUUUCAUCCCUUAGCUCCCUCUUAACAAAAAGUUUUGACCUCCAAUCAUCCCUCCUCAGUUGGGGAGGUGGUAAAUGUGAUGGGAGAGUUUCACCUCGGUGGAAAGAUCACAGUUAUUGUGAAGUUUCCAUCUUGCAAUACCUAUAAGACAUCCAGAAGUUAGCCACAAUGAAGCCACUCUCAGGCUGGAGAAGCAAAGCCCUGCAUUCAGUUUGGGUAGCCGCCAACCUGACAGCAUGAAUGUUGAUUUCUCCAAAUGCCUUAUUUUAACCCCCUUCUCCCUUCUCUCUUUUUCUUUCUAUUCUUCAUUCUGGCUCCCUUCGUAGCCUGCUUCUGGUGCCCCUCCUACUUCCUUUUCUUCCAUGGUCCACUCUCCUCUGCUGUCCAAUUCCUUCCUGUUCAGCCCUUUACCUCUUCCACCUUCACCUCCCAGCUUUUCUCUUCAUCUAUCCACCUUCCCAUCAACUGGCCUGACCUAUCGCCUGCCAGCUUGUACUCCUUCCCAUGCCCUCACCUUCUUAUUCUGGCUUCUGCUUUCUUUUCCAGUCAUGAAGAAGGGCCUCAGCCUGAAACGCCGAUUGUUUAUACACCCCAUAGAAAAACUGUCUGACCUGCUGAUUUCCUCCAGUAUUUUGUGUGUUGAUCUCGCCAAACAAAAGCUUCGGUGCACAGAACAUAGUGGAUAGCAGACUUUGACCAGUGAUUGACUUUCCAUUCUCAAUUAUAGAUCUGGAUGUUCUUCUGCAUGGAAUAUUGACCACUUGUUAGAAGUUUGCAGGAGCUUACUGCAAGAUCACAUGAAGCUGGUGUUCAAAAUAAUGGGGGAUUUAUUAAAAACCGGGGCACACCAGGUGACCAGUCACAGCUGAUCGACCUGAGUUCAGUGGAUGAGAUCAGCUGUGGUGGUGCUACAUAAUGGAGGUGACAGAAAGGCGUGAUUAAGUCACCGACUAGGUCCUGAUUACAGAAUAAAAUGUUUAUCCACAGGUUCAUCAGUAAAUCCUGUUUUCUUUUACAACACUGGGUGCAUGCUAUAAUAUGAUUAAAGAAGUUUUUGAAAUGUGGA
This is a messenger RNA of Hypanus sabinus (Atlantic stingray), 3182 nucleotides long. It is a transcript of the gene rab27b, whose product is annotated as RAB27B, member RAS oncogene family. Gene Ontology annotation, molecular function: GTP binding; GTPase activity. NCBI's taxonomy places the organism in Eukaryota, Metazoa, Chordata, Chondrichthyes, Myliobatiformes, Dasyatidae. Gene Ontology annotation, biological process: positive regulation of exocytosis; melanosome transport. The record is from RefSeq and is a predicted model, not a curated record. The transcript is spliced from 6 exons. The coding region runs from base 156 to 812 and encodes 218 amino acids. Gene Ontology annotation, cellular component: secretory granule; melanosome.